Hyaena hyaena (striped hyena) is the source of this 939-nucleotide messenger RNA. RefSeq names its product olfactory receptor 51I2. Lineage: Eukaryota; Metazoa; Chordata; Mammalia; Carnivora; Hyaenidae. The transcript has a single exon. Gene Ontology annotation, biological process: G protein-coupled receptor signaling pathway. The record is from RefSeq and is a predicted model, not a curated record. Gene Ontology annotation, cellular component: membrane. The coding region runs from base 1 to 939 and encodes 312 amino acids. Gene Ontology annotation, molecular function: G protein-coupled receptor activity; olfactory receptor activity.
AUGGGACUGUUCAAUGUCACUCAUCCUGCUUCCUUCUUCCUGACCGGCAUCCCUGGUCUGGAGAGUUCUCACGCCUGGCUAGCAGGGCCCCUCUGUGUCAUGUAUGCCGUGGCCCUCGGAGGCAACGCCGUGAUCCUGCAGGCCGUGCGAGUGGAGCCCAGCCUACACGAGCCCAUGUACUACUUCCUGUCCAUGCUGUCCUUCAGUGACGUGGCCAUGUCCAUGGCUACACUGCCCACCGUGCUCAGAACCUUCUGCCUCAAUGCCCACAAUAUCCCUUUCGAUGCCUGCCUGAUCCAGAUGUUUCUCAUUCAUUCCUUCUCCAUGAUGGAGUCAGGCAUUCUACUGGCCAUGAGCUUUGACCGCUAUGUGGCCAUUUGUGAUCCCUUGCGCUAUGCCACUGUGCUCACCAGUGAAGUCAUUGUCGGAAUGGGCCUAGCCGUGGCUGCUCGGAGCUUCAUCACCCUCUUUCCCCUUCCCUUCCUCCUCAAGAGGCUGCCUAUCUGCAGAUCCAAUGUUCUUUCCCACUCCUACUGCCUGCACCCAGACAUGAUGAAGCUGGCCUGUGCUGAUAUCACUAUCAACAGCAUCUAUGGACUCUUUGUUCUUGUGUCCACCUUUGGCAUGGACAUGGUUUUUAUCUUUCUCUCCUACGUGCUCAUUCUGCGCUCAGUCAUGGCCAUCACUUCCCAAGAGGAACGCCUGAAAGCUCUCAAUACCUGUGUGUCACAUAUCUUGGCUGUACUUGUGUUUUAUGUGCCGAUGAUUGGGGUCUCCACAGUGCACCGCUUUGGGAAGCAUGUCCCACGCUAUGUACAUGUCCUCAUGUCCAACAUUUACCUCUUCAUACCUCCUGUGCUCAACCCUCUCAUUUACAGCGCGAAGACAAAGGAGAUCCGCCGAGCCAUUGUCCGUAUGUUUCACCGCAUGAAAACAUGA